AGAAGUGUCGUUUCACGUCCUCAUAACGUGGCAACACUGUCUCCAGAUACACACAAAUAAAACCACAAAUCACACAGCACAAACAAACACUACAUCACUCACUCUUCUCUCUCUCAAACAAAAACUCUUGUUUCUCUUCUCAUCAAUCUUCCAUUUUCGAUUCCUUUCAUUUCAUCAAAAAUGGCCAAAGACCCAGUUCGUGUUCUUGUCACUGGUGCCGCAGGGCAAAUUGGUUAUGCUCUUGUCCCAAUGAUUGCUAGGGGAGUGAUGCUCGGUCCUGAUCAACCCGUGAUUCUUCACAUGCUUGAUAUUGCUCCUGCAGCAGAGUCAUUGAAUGGAGUUAAAAUGGAGUUGGUGGAUGCUGCAUUUCCACUUCUUAAAGGUGUUGUUGCUACAACUGAUGUUGUCGAGGCAUGCACUGGAGUCAAUAUUGCUGUCAUGGUUGGUGGAUUCCCAAGAAAAGAAGGUAUGGAGAGGAAGGAUGUGAUGUCUAAGAAUGUCUCUAUUUACAAGUCUCAGGCUUCUGCCCUUGAGAAGCAUGCUGCUGCCAACUGCAAGGUUCUGGUUGUUGCUAACCCAGCAAAUACCAAUGCAUUGAUCUUGAAGGAAUUCGCUCCAUCUAUUCCAGAAAGAAACAUUUCUUGUUUGACUAGACUGGAUCACAAUAGGGCUUUGGGACAAAUUUCUGAAAGAUUGAAUGUUCAAGUUUCUGAUGUAAAGAAUGUCAUAAUCUGGGGUAAUCAUUCAUCAACCCAGUAUCCUGAUGUCAACCAUGCAACUGUUAACACCCCAGCUGGGGAGAAGCCUGUCCGCGAACUUGUUUCCGAUGAUGCAUGGUUGAAUGGAGAAUUCAUUUCCACUGUUCAACAACGUGGUGCUGCAAUUAUUAAGGCUAGAAAGCUUUCAAGUGCUCUAUCUGCUGCUAGUGCUGCCUGUGACCACAUUCGCGAUUGGGUUCUUGGAACUCCCCAGGGUACCUUCGUUUCAAUGGGAGUGUAUUCUGACGGUUCCUACAAUGUACCAUCUGGAUUGAUCUAUUCAUUCCCUGUUACCUGUGCCAAUGGUGAAUGGAAAAUAGUUCAAGGACUUUCAAUUGAUGAGUUUUCAAGGAAGAAGUUGGACUUGACAGCCGAAGAGCUGUCCGAGGAAAAGAAUUUGGCUUACUCUUGCCUCUCUUAAGCUGCUUUAUUUUUGUCUAUAGAAGUAGUAGCCUCAAUUUUGAAUAAUGCUCCUUCUAGAUACAUGAACUAUGAGUGUCUCGUCUUUGGAAUUACUUGUAUUGCAAGUCUAACGGAUUUUGGUCACAGUGGUGAUACAAGAAUUUCGAUGUUUGUUGGGACUGCACAAGCGUGCAGUUAAAACACAUACAUCUAAUCCUUGUGAUUGAGUACCAUGCAAUUGUAUUGCAAAAUAAAGCCACCAUGGACUUCAUUAUGAAUUUAGAGAACUUAUUAUGAAAGCAAGAGUUCAUUUUUUCGUA
This is a messenger RNA of Medicago truncatula (barrel medic), 1480 nucleotides long. RefSeq names its product malate dehydrogenase, cytoplasmic. Gene Ontology annotation, biological process: malate metabolic process. The transcript is spliced from 7 exons. Gene Ontology annotation, molecular function: L-malate dehydrogenase (NAD+) activity. The coding region runs from base 181 to 1179 and encodes 332 amino acids. NCBI's taxonomy places the organism in Eukaryota, Viridiplantae, Streptophyta, Magnoliopsida, Fabales, Fabaceae. The record is from RefSeq and is a predicted model, not a curated record.